UCCCCGGGCACCUGUCAGCUGCAGCGUGGAGCGAGAAACACACAUUCGAAGACUCCGUAUCUAGUGUCACUCUCGCGGUGGUUGUCUCAUGUGACUCGCACGGUCUCGUUCUCUCUUAAUGUGAAACUACGGAUUUUUCUCGGCCCUCGUCCCGUUUCCCAACUUCUCUCCGAAACGCCGGCGCCGUUGUAUUGGAGGGUUCUACAUAUCUAUAAGAUACAAGGUCUGCCAAGAUGAAGGUGAACGUCGACGGACUCGAAGUGCUGUUCCCUUACGACUUCAUUUACCCCGAGCAGUACAGCUACAUGCUUGAGCUCAAACAAUGCCUCGACGCCAAGGGUCAUGGAGUUCUAGAGAUGCCUUCCGGAACGGGGAAGACGGCCACUCUGCUCUCGCUUAUCCUGGCGUAUCAGAAAGCCUACCCGAGCGUCAUCAGCAAACUGGUGUAUUGUUCGCGUACCAUGCCUGAAAUUGAGAAAGUCGUUGAAGAAGUAAGGCGGCUUCGAGAAUAUUACAAAAAAGAGGCCUUCAUCAGCUCCUCAAACGACAUCCUCGGCUUGUGUCUCACAUCUCGGAAGAAUCUCUGCUUACAUCCCGCGAUAUCAGAGGAGAAAGAUGGACGAGUCGUCGACGCAAAAUGCUACGCUUUCACCUCGGCCUAUAAGAGAGGCGAAGAAGGAGAGGAAACGUGCACUUUUUUCGAAAGUUUCGACACUCACGGCCGUGAAAUGUUAUUACCGCCCGGAGUCUAUGGGAUAGAUGAUUUGAAAGAAUACGGUCAGCGUCACCACUGGUGUCCGUACUUCACUGCACGACACGCAAUCAUGCACGCAAAUGUCGUCAUAUACAGUUACCACUACCUGCUCGAUCCAAAGAUCGCCGACAUCGUAUCGAAAGAGCUGAACUCGAACAGCGUUGUGGUUUUCGACGAAGCUCACAAUAUCGAUAACGUUUGCAUCGACUCCAUGAGCGUCACCAUUAGCAAGAAGAUGAUGGAUGUCAUCAACGCGAAUCUAGUCGUUGUCGAGAAUCGAGUGCGCCAUAUACGGCAGACGGACGCUUCCCAAUUACAGGAAGAAUAUCAGAAACUCGUAGACGGCCUACGCGUGGCACAACAAGCUCGUGAAACCGAUAUCAUCAUGCCGAAUCCCGUGCUCCCGGACGAAGUCCUCCAGGAGGCCAUUCCGGGAUCGAUAAGGACCGCCGAGCACUUCACCGCGUUUUUGCGUCGACUCUACGAAUACGUGAAGCACCGAAUGAGAACUCAGCACGUCGUGCAGGAAUCGCCUGCCGCCUUUCUGAAAGACAUCUGCAAGCAGGUUUGCAUCGAGCGGAAGCCGCUGCGAUUCUGCGCUGAGCGCUUGUCGAGUCUCCUCCGAUCGUUGGAGAUAUCGGACGUGGCGAACUUCUCGCCAUUAGUUCGAAUGUGCCAUUUUGCCACUCUGAUCUCAACGUACACCAAAGGAUUCACUUUGAUCAUCGAACCCUACGACGAUCGAACACCGAACAUUCCGAACUGCACGCUGCAGUUGAGCUGCAUGGAUGCUUCGAUUGCGAUAAGGCCCGUUUUCCAUCGAUUUCAGUCGGUGAUCAUAACCUCCGGUACGCUGUCGCCUCUGGAAAUGUACCCCAAGAUCCUGAAUUUCCAUCCCAUUGUGAUGGCGUCCUUCACCAUGACCUUGGCCAGACCGUCGAUCUGCCCCAUAGUGAUCAGCAAAGGCAACGAUCAAGUCGCCAUAUCGUCGCGCUACGAGAACAGAGACGACAUCGCCGUCAUAAGAAACUACGGCAACCUUAUUGUGGAAAUGAGCGCAGUCGUUCCCGAUGGCUUGGUGGUUUUCUUCACGUCAUACCAAUACCUGGAGAAUGUCGUUGCGUUGUGGUACGAGCAGGGUAUCGUAGAUCAGAUUCUACGUAAGAAAUUGCUCUUCAUCGAAACGCAGGAUUCCGCUGAGACCAGUCUCGCUCUCUUGCAUUACGUCAAGGCCGUGGAGAGCGGUCGAGGAGCGGUUCUCCUAUCUGUCGCCAGAGGGAAAGUCUCUGAGGGAGUCGAUUUCGACCAUCAUCUAGGGAGGGCAGUCCUCAUGUUCGGGAUUCCGUACGUGUUCACCCAGAGUCGGGUGCUCAGAGCUCGAUUGGAGUACCUUCGCGACCAGUUCCAGAUUAAAGAGCAAGAAUUCCUUACUUUCGAUGCGAUGAGGCACGCCGCGCAGUGUGUUGGCCGAGCUCUUCGAGGCAAGACCGACUACGGCGUGAUGGUGUUCGCAGACAAGAGAUUCUCUCGAUACGAUAAAAGCAAACUGCCGCGUUGGAUCCAAGAGUAUCUGACAGACUCGUUGUGCAAUCUCAGCACAGAAGAAGGCGUUCAAGUUGUCAAGAAGUUCCUGCGUCAGAUGGCGCAACCUUUCAGCCGGGAAGACCAACUCGGGAUUUCGCUGUUGACUGAAGAGCAGCUGAACGAUCCCGAGGUCCACAGGAAGCUCAAAUCGAAAAUAAUCCAGAGCGAUGCCGGGUCAUAA
Molecule: messenger RNA, 2519 nt
Organism: Galendromus occidentalis (western predatory mite)
Lineage: Eukaryota; Metazoa; Arthropoda; Arachnida; Mesostigmata; Phytoseiidae
Product: general transcription and DNA repair factor IIH helicase subunit XPD-like
Biological process (GO): transcription by RNA polymerase II; positive regulation of mitotic recombination; nucleotide-excision repair
Cellular component (GO): nucleus
Molecular function (GO): damaged DNA binding; ATP binding; hydrolase activity, acting on acid anhydrides, in phosphorus-containing anhydrides
Source: RefSeq, a predicted model, not a curated record